Nasonia vitripennis (jewel wasp) is the source of this 8334-nucleotide messenger RNA. RefSeq lists its product as uncharacterized. Gene Ontology annotation, molecular function: calcium channel regulator activity; GTP binding; GTPase activity. The coding region runs from base 717 to 2753 and encodes 678 amino acids. NCBI's taxonomy places the organism in Eukaryota, Metazoa, Arthropoda, Insecta, Hymenoptera, Pteromalidae. The transcript has 9 exons. Gene Ontology annotation, cellular component: plasma membrane. The record is from RefSeq and is a predicted model, not a curated record.
AGUAUCGCGCCGAGCGCCGGGGGAGAACGAGCUGUCGCGCGUCGGCUGGACUCUCCCCCUGUGUAUCGCACUUUUCUCUCCAACAUCUCUCUGUAUUCCUAUACGUACACCUUACACCGCGUUUCAAUCGCGUACCGGUGUGACGAUGAUUCUCAGCGAUAGCUUCGAGACCCGUCGAGCUUGCAGCUGAGCUUGCGGAUAUCAACAGGUUGAGAGCGCGCGGAUAGUGCAGUGUGUUUUAGUGUGAACUCUAAACUAGAUUUCUUUUACUUUUCCUUCUUUUUUUUUUGCAUCGACUCGGGACUAGAUACCCUGCGAUGGAAGAUUUCGAGACAAAGUGAUACGAUUCGAAUGCGGAACGCGUUGGGUAAUUAGCCGACGAGGAGAUUACCUCUCGCGAGAGAUGACUCGCCGGGAUGCGAUCCGCUGGAUCAAUCGAUGAGCUCGAAAUGUCGUGGCGCCAAAGGAAGUACCAUCCCGGCGCCGCGUGUACCUUCGCUACUGCCAGAGCUUGAGGAUAUUCCAAGCUUAUGGUAUGGCGACGAACGGCUUGGAAUGCGGCCAGAGGAAGCUCCUACCGACGACGCACCGUUAGCAAACGGCUCGAAAGCUCCAAGACCGAUGCGAUGUGAGGUCGUCGCCAGACGGACCACAGCGUUCGGCGCUUCGUCCUCCUAAGCUACAUACGAAGAAACCACGAGAACAAACCAAGAAAAAUGGCGACGAGCAGCAGCAACACGAGCAGCCCAGCCAUGAGCUUCCCAAAGUCACCGAAGAGUCCGCGUCAGCUGCCUCAGCUACCUGGUCAGCGGAGCCCCAACAAUCAGCUGUCCAUCAGAUCUCCGAGCACACCUCGAGUCUUCGAGUUUCCACCCGAGUUCUCCUCCGGAGGACAAGCCGCCGCCGAGACACCCAACACCAAUUUCGACUUCGACGACUUUGCGCGCGCGGUCGAUGCCAAGAGCCCACAGGAAUUCUCAGCGCCGAAAAGCCCGAGUCUCUACGGCAGCAGCUCGUCGGCGGGUCCGAAGAGCCCGAGUAUAUUCGGCGGUAGCUGCGGCACUCCGGUGACGUGCACCUCGAAGAGCCCGGGCACGGCGUCGCCCAGUCGAGCCAAGUCGCCGAUCUUCCAGUUCUGCAACCCCCGUCGCAACAUCAGCAAGACACUGAGCUACCCGCCGAAGUCGCCGCUCUCGCCGAGCGUCAGCAUCCACAGUCAAGCCUCGAGUUCGCUCAAGUACGUCAGCGGACCCAAACAGAUCGAGCGACGGCGCAACUCGAGCUUGAGCUCGCCGAGCAUAGUCACGCCGCCGGGGAGGACGUCACCCAAACCUCAGGACUCGCCGGAGCUGGAGAUGAGGGAGAGCAACAGUCCUGGCAACCCCCUGGGGAAGAUACAGGGGAACGCGUGGAACAGGGAGAGCCUGAAGAUGCACACGAGGCAGGGGAGAACGACGGGGUACCUGAACAAGAGCCAGGGCUGUCUGAACGAGGCUGUCAAGAAGGAGGUCAGGAGUGGAACGUCGGUCAAGAGCGAGAGGAACAUGUCCAGGAAGUCCACCAGUGAUCUGACCGAGCUUAACGAUGCCGAUACGGAGGUUACCAUUCUGUCCAGUCCCAGGAGGAGAGGGUCUAUGAAGGGAGGACUGGCCUAUCUCGCAUCUCGGCGCGGCUCACGGGACAGUCAAGCCUCGAAUUUGUCAAACGUCAGCAAUGAGGAAAUCGGCCCGCUCAACUUCAGCGCUCACCCCCGUGUCCGACAAAGGAGAACGUCGAAUUUCCUCGAGUUGCCAGUGCCUGAUCACAUACGACCGCGAGUCCACAGUCUGCCGGAAAAAGCGUACAAUCCUCGAGCGGGAGACGACUUGUACAGACUGAGAGCAUUUAGCAUAACCCACAAAGGAGUCGUAAAUCGAGGCGACUCCAUCAUCUCAAGACGAAGUAGGAGCAAUACGUCCGUUAAUAGCAGUAGAAACAGCAACGUGUCGGGCGAACGAUCGCCGUUCGAGGGCAGCUGCUGCAGUGGUCAGGGCGUCGCAGCCGACAGCACCGAGAGCGAGGGAGAGGAGGUCACGAAAUACCGGGUCGUGCUACUCGGCGAUUCCGGUGUCGGCAAGACAGCCUUGGUAUCCCAGUUCAUGACCAGCGAGUACAUGAACACCUACGACGCCAGCCUUGGUAAGUUGGACGAUGAGUUUGGUGAAAAGACCGUUUCUAUUUUGCUCGACGGCGAGGAGUCGGAAAUGAUCUUUAUCGAUCACCCUCACGUUGAAAUGAGCUUGGAAAACUCGCUCUCGACUUACGAGCCGCACGCCUGCGUGGUCGUCUACUCUAUAGUAUCGCGCCCCAGCUUCCAAGUCGCCGAAGAAAUGCUCAACUACCUCUGGCGGGAGCAUUACACGCAAGAGCGCUCCGUCAUCGUAGUUGGCAACAAAUCCGACCUCGCCAGAAGUCGCACGAUCUCCGCGAACGAGGGAAAGCAUCUGGCGACGUCUCGCGAGUGCAAGUUCAUCGAGACCUCCUCGGGCAUUCAGCACAACGUCGACGAGUUGCUGGUCGGUGUACUGAAACAGAUUCGACUUCGCGAAUCCCGUGACCGUAAGCUCCGCCGACAAGGCAGUAAAGGCAAGAUGCUUUCAAAGCUGCACGGCAGCAAGACCGCCCUCAGCCUCAACCUGGCUCGCGAGAUUCUCAACAAGAUGUGCUUGAACGACAGCAAGAGCAAGAGCUGUGAGAAUCUGCACGUCUUGUAAGGGAUGGAACUUGACGAUGGGCUGCUACGUGCCGCGAAUGAGGGAUUUUCUGUUUUUCCGAUUCGAAAGCUCGCGCGCGGCUGUGUGGUAGAAAGCUUUCGCAUGGAAUUUUUCCAGUGAAACCCGUGGGGGGAAAUGAGUGGGUUACCCGAGGAAAAUGAUCGAGUGGGAUAUUGUUUUCCGACGCGUGAAGAGUAUGCGAAUCGUUUUAUUUGCGAAGAUUCUUUUUUGGAGAACACUCAGAUAUAUGGCAUCUUUGGUUAAGUAAAAUAUUUUUAGCUGGGUAAUUGUACACUCGGACUCGACCGAAAAUUCCGAGAAGCCAAGCUUCUCGUUGACCUUAAUUUAUCGCCGUUCUUGCAAAAAAAAAAAAUAUAUAUAUGUUACUCGAGAAAACAUUCCUUUGUUUACUUGCAAUUACGUUGUACCUUAAAAAUGGAACGAUCACUGCGUUGUUGUGAUUUUUAUAUAAAGUCAAGAAUCUCGAGCUUGAGAAAGCUUCCUCCGGUAUGUAGGCCUUUAUAGGAACCACGUGUAAGUCAGAUUUGGGUUAGGUAAAAAUAACCUUUUCAUUUUACUUUUUCUUUCUCCUCGCGAAAUGAGAAUUGGCAGAGGUUCAAUUUUCGUUGCCAUGUCGGGAUUUUCACUCUACACGUGCGCCUGAUAUUUCAUAUAAUUUUGGUCUGUCGUAUUCCGAAAACAAUUUAUUUACGCAAAAUGAUCAACGCGAACUGCUUAUAUAACACUGAUAUAAUGAAAUAUCAGAGUCGAACCACUUUUCUACUUAUUUUUACUUUGUGAGUAAUAUUUUAUAAUUGAGUUAAUUGUAGUUUUUCAACUUAUAUUUUUAAACUUUGUAGAAGUGAAAUUUCUUUCUUUAUUUUUCGAAAGACUGAUAUAUACUGAUCUUUGUGAGGAGGUACACUACAAACAAUUUUGGAUGGUACAAUAUGCUCGUAAUGCCGUUUGAAGUAUCGUUUGUAACACCUAUUGUAGUUCAGAACCUACAGUGUCAACUUGAAAUUCGAUAAUUGUAUUUCAAAGAAACUAAAGACUUGUUUAUCAAUUCGCGUUACCAUUGCAAGAAUGCUUUUUUAUUUGAAUCCUUAAUUGUUACUAUAUUAUAUAUUAAGCUAAUAUACGUACUAUAAAAAUGAAAUUAAAAAAUCAUGUUAUAACUGAAAGUAAAAAUUACUUUCCAUGUUUUUCUACUGAUGAUCUUUCGCAAAAUAAUAUUCUAAAAAAACCAUUCGUUAUUUAGACAGCUGUUGUAUAGCUUAUUCUCGAAAAUCGAUUUACGUUGUGUAUAGGGACUAAGUACGGCUUGUGCGACGGGACGGCCGUUAGUCUGCAAUGCAGUGAUUUGACUAUUCAUUAGUUGUGAGACGUAUGCUAAUCACCAAUUACCUAAUGUGUCGAUGUAGCGUAUAAUUGAGAAAUAUAAUUAAAGCACACUUGUUCUAAAGCGAAGAUUUCCUAGCAUCGCCGAGGAUUGAAGCAUAUUAGACGCGCUCAAAUUAGAAUUAAGGAAAUGAUAUAUAGUUAUUAUAUAGUUAUAAAAGCAAAAGUGUAAACAAAAUGAAAAAAAAAAUUAAGAUGGACGCUGGUUUCGUUCUCUUCGACGCUGGUCGUCUCUUAUCUUUAUAUACUGUACAUUAAAAUGCCAUAUGCGAUAUGUAUUAGGGGAAUGGAGUACUGAAUUUUAAGAUGACGCUUUCGAAACCCGAGAAGCUCGCGCUCGGGAAGAUCCUGGGAAAGCGUUACUUACGUAUUCCGAUGUUGCUUUAUUUGUUUUCACUUCACAUCAAAACAUUUUUUCUCAAUAUUCUUGUACGUUGAUGAAUAAACAUUUUGUUGCAAAAAUCUACUAUGCGGAGUCGAAUAAACAUAGUAUUGCAUAAACGAGUGGGAUAAACGGCACUUCCUUAUAUUGUUCAUUGAAAUUUCAUAGCCAGCGCAACAGACCGGAAAAGGAUGAAUUCCCACCCGUGAAUUGGCCCAAUCGAUAACCGCCGUGCUCUUGAAGGGGAAAACCUGAAACAUUGAAGACUACCAUUAUCUUUAGGCUCUAUUGUGGAAGCCUUUACAGCCUUCGUUACAAUUUUAUCGUAAUCAGAAGGUACGGAAUUAUGAAACGUGUGUAUACGAGCAAUUUUUAAUUUAGAAAUAUCGUUAACCGCGAAAAUUGGAAAUUGGAAUUUAGCGAAGGGAAUCCUGAUUGUUUAAUCAAAUCUCUUACAUUUUCAAUUUCAUGAAAAUCGAAUUUCCUCUGCAUAUUUAUACUCGACAUAUACACAGGACCGCCACCUCAAAUUAAGCAUAUUGUUGACCUAGUAUUUCGGAAGCAUCGCUAUCCGGAAAAAGUAGAGCGAAAGCAUUCCGCGAAAAUGGAAUAUUUACAAUGUAACAUCGAGUUUCGCAAGUGUACUGUACUUUCUGUCAUCAAAAUGUUAAUUCAACGUUCGCCUUCGAUUUCGGUAGUUUAUUCGAAAAAAGUAUCGCUGUAAAACUAACUUAUUAGCAUCUUGAUCAAACGUAAAAGCGAAAAAAGACGACUUAAAAUCAGUACUACAUUUCCACUUUAAUCGUAAGAUUAAAAGACUCUCGUAUCCGAGCGUUCUAUAUAGAUAAGUCUCCCUAUCGGUUCACGCAUACAUAUACAGACACACAGAGACAUCCUUAAAUUCUGCAAAGGCGCCCCUUUCUCCGCGACACAAUUAUACAUGCGCGCUGCGGGAGAAAGAGACAUCCAGACACAGAUGCGAGGGUGUAUAUCGCACCCCCGAAGCGAGAGAGAGACUAUAUACUAAGUACCCGUCGUUAAAAUGCAAACAUUCCGCGCCUGUUUUGCAUCCAUCUCGCGUAUAGAAAAAAGAUUCCCCUUCCCGAGGCGCUAUAUAUACUGGCUUUUAGCGAUUUAUACGACUUCGCUCCCUUCGCCCGAGAAUAAGACCGGGAGAGAUCGUUAAGGUAGUCCUUGUGUCUGCUUGAGCUUUUUAUGAGCUUCGAAGCGUUUAUUUGAUUUUUUUUUUUUUAUUUCUCUUUAGUUUCGAUCUACGCUCUUUAUAAUGAUUGCAGUGCUCACACGUCGAGGGCUACCUUUAGAUCGUCUCGGUUCGGCUUACUAUCGAGAAUCUAUGAAACGGCAACAGAUAUUUAAUUAAUUAAUAGGACCACAGAAAAUGAGUAGACGAGGCCUAAUCGCGUAUUACAUGCAACGAGAGAAAUUCGCGUCUUGGUAAAGCUGCUGUCGAGCCGAAAGACGUAAUGCAUUUUUCUCUCUUGUACAGACAAAACUUCUUUUCAAGCUAAAAAGUAGAACAAAAAUUAUAUCACAUGUGCACAUGAAUUUUGUAUAAUUAUGUACACGUUUUAAGAGAAAUAUCGAGUAACCGCUGAGUGGAUUGUAUUUUUAUUCCCUUCGUAAAAAGUUUAAAUUUUAAUAUACACCGAGAUGUGUAUCGUUCUAUAUGUGUACGCUUUUAAGUUAAACGGUAAGUACAACCUGAAUGACCGCGUUCUCGUCGUUAUCCCUUUCAUUCGAUUUGCAACUGAUCUUAGUCAUAAAAGAACGUUUAAUUGCUGGCUGUAUAGUAGAAGGACAUUAUAGAGAAACCGCAAAACUAUUAACCGUUAUUCGUUAAGUAAAGCGAACCUAUUAAUCUUAAGUGUAUAAAGCUGUAGCCGAUACAGAGAAGCUAUAUGCAUCGGAGUGAGGAUAGUGUAGUGUUAAAGGUUCGAUCAAGUGCUGUAAGAAAGAUGAAAUAGUGAGGUAUAAAUAGGAAAAGGAUUAUACAUAUGUUGUACAAUGUAUGCGAGUUUUUUAAAGCCACGCACAUAUCCGAUUGUUUGAUGAAUGUGCCAACAGUGUCGAUGCGCUACUGACACUAUAUUACUGUCUCUACUAUACUGCCUAGAUUCUUGAAUUGAAAAUAUUUGUAAUUUCAUUCUCAACGGCUAUAUUAUUCUACUUUUAUUCUUCUAACGUGUGUGGAUAUUCCGAAAAAAGAGAUCUUAAAUCAAAUAAGCCACAAUGAAGUUUCGAUUGAAUUAAUGAAUUUUACCGAGUGUGGGAUUUGGAGCACAAACAAUGAUUCGAUAUUAAUGGUAAUUAUAUCUUAAUGUGCCUAAUUGAAGACGUACCUAUUAUUCGUGUUGAAUAUCGCACUAAGCGUAUAAUGUAAUUUUAAAUGUAAAAGAAGCCCCGCAUAUUUAAAAAAAUAAGAUAAGAUUUAUUUGAUUUAAGAUUUUUUUAACUUUCUAUAUGUCAACGUAAAACCUGCCACGUUUGAUGAUAGAAAAUAAAAAUGUAUGUCUAUAUUUUUUUAGAUUGAUUAGUCAAGGGAUUUGUACCAACAUUAUUCCAUGUGUUUGACUGCACCGUUACUAUUUUAUCCGAAAUAAUAAGCUGUAAAAUGUUUCUUACAACAUAUUAUGAUAUAGAACAUUCUAAAUUAGGACAGUCAACAACUAAGAUCGUUAGUCUAGCGUUAUGUAAAUGCAAAACGUGCACAUUAAAUUCUUUGUAAAAUUAGCGAUUAGUUAGAGUAAAAAAAAAAUUAUGAUAACGUCACACGCAGCUUCUUUCAUUAAGCAACGUUUUUACGCGUAUCGAGCGCCAAGGCUUGUGUAUGAAAGAAGUUCGAAUAACAAGACGCAAAAAAGGGAAAAAUCGCAAGCGACCAUUAUUGUAUAUUAUUAAGUUGGAUAUGUUUGUCAUACUGCUAUGUAUCCGUCUAAGGCUGUACUUCCGAAAUAUCUCAUGUAAAUCGAUUGAAAAAAUAUAAAAAAAGUAUAUAAAUAAAUGAAAGAAAAAAUGUAUCGAUAUAAGGAUAAUAUACAUAAUAAUUAUCGACUUGAGCGGCUUAUAUCGCACUUAUAUUAUAAUAUAUAAUAUCUCGACGCAUAUCUGUCCAGGGUGAUCUAUUUUUAUAACGAUUCGUUGACGUCUCACGUGACUCUUCGUUGGCGAUCGUAUAUUGAGCUUUUCUACAAGCUGUAUGUAUAACCGGAAAACAAUUAUUAUCAAAUCUUUAUAUAGCAUCUAAGUUUUAUUCAAUUUUUCAAGCGAUCAGAAGCUGUGUAUGUAAAUUUGAACCAUAUGUGGAACAUUUUCAUCGGGAAAACGGAAAUGAAUAAGGAAAAAAUUAAAAUAUAACACACCCAUAAUUAUAGUUGAUUGUUCUUCAGCGAUUACCAUGAUUUAUGAGUAUAUUGGAUAUGUUUCGCGCGCAAUUUUAACGUUGGCCCCUUACACAUCAACAUGACAAUCAACAUAUUUUUGUAUUGUCUUCGAUGUAUAUGUAGUUAAGUAUUAAAUGGUUCGAGUGCAUGUGCGAAGGAUCUAAAGCAAUAAUCGAUCAAAGAAGGGAGUGUCUGGGAUAAACAUAUGAAUGGCGUUUUUCACCUAGUCGAAAGCUGCGUAAUUUAUAUUUUGGUUUAAUUCUAUUUUUACCAAAUCGAACAAAAAAAUGGUUAGUGAACGUAUGCCCAUUUCAAUUAUAAGCAGUAAUGCCUAAUUUUAACAUCAAUAUUGUAUUUUCGUGUUCUGUAUAAUGAAUAAAGUAAAUUCCAACAAUGA